AAUCAACGACUCUGUCAACUCCACUACUUUUCCCCUAAUCCAUCAUCACCCCCCAAAUACAAUACAAUCAUCAUCCUCCUCCUGUAUCUCAACAAAAUGCUCUGUUUUCUCUCUCUCCUCCUCUUCACCCUCUCUCUCACCCCCAUCUCCCUCUCCCAACCCCCUCCCCCUAGAGCCCUCCUCAUCAACUGCGGCGCUACCACCGAAACCAUCAUCUCCGGCCGCCUAUGGCUCCCGGACACCGACUUCAUCACCACCGGCACCCGUAUAAACUUCACACAAAACGUCCUACAUCCCACCCUCUCCACCGUCCGAUCAUUUCCUCUUCUACCCCAGAGAAAGUUUUGCUACGUUGUUCCGGUUUACAGGACCGGGAAGUAUCUGGUUCGGACGAGUUAUUAUUAUUAUGGUGGUUCCGGUGAGGGUGAACUGCCGCCUGUGUUUGAUCAGAUUGUUGAUGGGAGUUUCUGGAGUGUGGUUAAUACGACUGAGGAUUAUGGGAGAGGAGAUGCGUCUUAUUAUGAAGGGGUGUUUCGGGCGACUGGGAAGUCGAUGAGCGUUUGUUUGGCGUCGAAUGUGUAUACGACAUCUGACCCGUUUAUAUCCGGGUUAGAGUUUGUGUUGUUGGGUGAGUCGUUGUAUAAUUCGACGGAUUUUGGUAAUUCUAGUCUUCGGUUGGUUGCCAGGCAUAGCUUUGGGUAUAAUGGAUCGAUGAUCAGUUAUCCAGAUGAUCAAUUUGACCGUUAUUGGGAGCCAUAUGGUGAAAACACUCCUACAGUAUCAAAAGGCACAAACGUAUCGAUCGAUGGGUUCUGGAACCUUCCUCCACGGAAGGUGUUUCAGACGCAGUGGACGGUCAACCAACCGAGGUCCAUGGAGAUUCCCUGGCCUCUUGAACCUCUCAGGAGCUCGGUUUACUACAUUGCGCUCUACUUUGCAGAAGACACAGGGGCAUCAUCAAGAACAUUUAACAUUACUAUAAAUAAUGUUACAUUUUAUGAUAAUCUAAGGGUUCCUCCAACUGGUAUUGCUUUGUUUGCCAACCGAUGGCCGCUUUCAGGUCUUACAAAGAUUGUUUUAACUCCUGCAAGCGGAUCAACUCUCGGCCCUUUGAUUAAUGGCGGAGAGAUAUUUGAAGUGAUUCCAGUUGGUGGAAGAACUCACACGCGAGAUUUGAUUGGCUUGAAUGGUUUGAAGAACGGCUUUCAGAACCCUCCGUUCGAUUGGAAUGGUGAUCCUUGUUUACCCAAGGAAAGCUCAUGGACUGGAGUUACAUGCUCUAAUGGAUCUAAUAUUCGCGUGACUGGAUUAAACCUUACAGGCAUGAACCUUUUGGGAUCUCUGUCGCCCAACGUUGCGAAUUUGACUGCAUUGAGUGACCUAUGGCUUGGUAACAAUAACUUAUCUGGAUCUAUUCCUGAUCUCAGUACAUUGAGGAUGUUAAAGACUGUACAUUUGGAGGACAACCGUUUUAAUGGACCAUUUCCGUCGUCUUUGGCAAACAUUGAUAGAUUGCAGGAACUAUACUUGCAAAGCAAUAAUUUGACGGGUCAGGUUCCAAGCAGCCUCAAAGCGAAACUCGGAUCAAACUUAAGGGUUGACCCACAAAAUUCUUAAGCUAUACAAGAGUUUUCACCAAACCACAAGGUGGUGUCACUCAAGUUUUUUUAUUAUACUUUUUGGUUCCAAAUUUCUUAAUUGGUUAAAUGUUUAUGUAAGUGAAGAAAAAUUGUUUGUAUUUAGUCAAGAAAAAUUGUUUAUCAUACUUUUUGGUUCCAAA
Molecule: messenger RNA, 1780 nt
Organism: Helianthus annuus (common sunflower)
Lineage: Eukaryota; Viridiplantae; Streptophyta; Magnoliopsida; Asterales; Asteraceae
Product: probable LRR receptor-like serine/threonine-protein kinase At1g67720
Exons: 8
Coding region: 97-1617 (506 amino acids)
Molecular function (GO): protein binding
Source: RefSeq, a predicted model, not a curated record